Molecule: messenger RNA, 1652 nt
Organism: Amphimedon queenslandica
Lineage: Eukaryota; Metazoa; Porifera; Demospongiae; Haplosclerida; Niphatidae
Product: deleted in malignant brain tumors 1 protein-like
Exons: 10
Cellular component (GO): membrane
Source: RefSeq, a predicted model, not a curated record
CUACUCAUCAGUGUAGUCACAGUCAAGAUGCUGGAGUCAGUUGUAUAUCUUCAAGUGCCACAAAUACAAUAAUUACUACUACAACUACUACUGCAAGUGUAUCUAGCACUUACAAGUCCUCACCUAGUGCCAGCAUGACAUUAGUGACUACACCAAGUCCAUCUCCAACUUGUACUUCUGGUAGCAUUCGUCUUGUUGGUGGAUUUAAUGAUAAUGAAGGAAGAGUUGAAGUGUGUAUUAAUGGAGCAUGGGGUACUGUCUGUGAUGAUGACUGGGGAGCACCUGAUGCUGCAGUUGUAUGUAAUCAGUUAGGAAUAGAUGGAAUCUCUAUUGCUCGUACUAAUGCUUAUUUUGGUGCUGGUACUGGUCCUAUUAACAUGGACGAUGUUCAGUGUACUGGAAAUGAAGGAUUCCUUGUCAGCUGUACUUACUUAUCUACUCAUGACUGUGGCCAUUCUGAAGAUGCUGGUGUUACUUGUGGUGUACAGCCUGAAUGCAAUAACACUGACAUUCGUCUUGUUGGUGGAUCUAAUGAUAAUGAAGGAAGAGUUGAAGUGUGUAGUAAUGAAGUAUGGGGUACUGUUUGUGAUGAUGAAUGGAGUGUUUCUGAUGCUGCAGUUGUAUGUAGACAACUGGGUCUUGGAUCAAAUGGUAUUCCAUAUAGCAAUGCUUAUUAUGGCUCUGGCACUGGUCUUAUUGUAAUGAAUGAUGUACGCUGUGAUGGAACUGAGGAAGCACUUAUCAACUGUCAACAUACUUCUUAUCACAAUUGUGAUCAUACUGAAGAUGCUGGAGUUAGAUGCAUCAUAAACAGCACCUCUACAAGUAACUGUACUUAUGGUAGCAUUCGUCUUGUUGGUGGAUCUAAUGCUAAUGAAGGAAGAGUUGAAGUGUGUAUUAAUGGAGCAUGGGGUACUGUCUGUGAUGAUGACUGGGGAGCAUCUGAUGCUGCAGUUGUAUGUAAUCAGUUAGGAAUUGAUGGAACUUCUUUUGCUCGUACUAAUGCUUAUUUUGGUGCUGGUACUGGUCCUAUUAACAUGGACAAUGUUCAGUGUACUGGAAAUGAAGGAUUCCUUGUCAACUGUACUUACUCAUCUACUCAUGACUGUGGCCAUUCUGAAGAUGCUGGUGUUACUUGUGGCGCAACUCCGUGUAAUAAUUCAGACAUUCGUCUUGUUGGUGGAUCUAAUGAUAAUGAAGGAAGAGUUGAAGUGUGUAUUAAUGGAGCAUGGGGUACUGUCUGUGAUGAUGACUGGGACAAUGAUGAUGCUGCAGUUGUAUGUAGGCAACUGGGCCUUGGAACAAAUGGUGUUUCAAUUGGCAGAGCUUAUUAUGGUCAAGGUAAUGGUAGUAUACUAAUGGAUAAUGUAAACUGCACUGGAACUGAGAAAUCACUGUUUCAAUGUGCAUACACACAAAUUCAUGAUUGUAGUCAUCAUGAAGAUGCUGGAGUGAAGUGUGUGAUCUCAGGAAACAGCUCUAGCUCUAUCUCUGUGACUGUAAGUCAAACUUCAACCAUAUUAAAUACUGCUAGUCCAUCCUCCACUCCUAUACAAGGAAGUUGCUUGUCAUUGAAUCUACCAUACACUGGUUGCUGCAAUUUAAGUUAUAGUCCUGCAUGUAGCAGCAAUGGAUGCUAUUGUGAUGCAAUU